Molecule: messenger RNA, 3078 nt
Organism: Cebus imitator (Panamanian white-faced capuchin)
Lineage: Eukaryota; Metazoa; Chordata; Mammalia; Primates; Cebidae
Product: thyroglobulin-like
Exons: 11
Coding region: 1-3078 (1025 amino acids)
Biological process (GO): thyroid hormone generation
Source: RefSeq, a predicted model, not a curated record
AUGGCCCUGGUCUUGGGGAUUGUCAGCCUGCUGGGCUCUGUCUGCUUGGUGUCCGCCAAUAUCUUUGAGUACCAGGUGGAUGCCCAGCCCCUUCGUCCCUGUGAGCUGCAGAGGGAAAGGGCCUUUCUGAAGCGAGCAGACUACGUGCCCCAGUGCACAGAAGAUGGCAGUUUCCAGACUGUCCAGUGCCAGAAUGAUGGCCGCUCCUGCUGGUGUGUGGGUGCCGAUGGCGGCGAAGUGCUGGGCAGCAGGCAGCCAGGACGGCCUGUGGCUUGUUUGUCAUUUUGUCAGCUGCAGAAACAGCAGAUCUUGCUGAGUGGCUACAUUAACAGCACAGCCACCUCCUACCUCCCUCAGUGUCAGGAUUCAGGGGACUACACGCCUGUCCAGUGUGAUGUGCGGCAGGUGCAAUGCUGGUGUGUGGACGCAGAGGGCAUGGAGGUGUAUGGGACCCGCCAGCUGGGGAGGCCAAGGCGAUGUCCAAGGAGCUGUGAAAUAAGAAAUCGUCGUCUUCUCCACGGGGUGGGGGACAAGUCACCACCCCAAUGUUCUGCAGAGGGAGAGUUUAUGCCUGUCCAGUGCAAAUUUGUCAACACCACAGACAUGAUGAUUUUUGAUUUGGUCCACAACUACAACAGGUUUCCAGAUGCAUUUGUGACCUUCAGUUCCUUCCAGAGCAGGUUCCCUGAGGUAUCUGGGUAUUGCUAUUGUGCUGACAGCCAAGGGCGGGAACUGGCUGAGACAGGUUUGGAGUUGUUACUGGAUGAAAUUUAUGACACCAUUUUCGCUGGCCUGGACCUUGCUUCCACCUUCACCGAAACCACCCUGUACCGGAUCCUGCAGAGACGGUUCCUCGCGGUUCAGUCCGUCAUCUCUGGCAGAUUCCGAUGCCCCACGAAAUGUGAAGUGGAGCGGUUUACAGCAACCAGCUUUGGUCACGCCUACGUUCCAAGCUGCCGCCGAAAUGGAGACUAUCAGGCGGUGCAGUGCCAGACGGAAGGGCCCUGCUGGUGUGCGGACGCCCGGGGGAAGGAAAUCCACGGAACCCGGCAGCACGGGGAGCCGCCAUCUUGUGCUGAAGGCCAAUCUUGUGUCUCCAAAAGACAGCAGGCCUUGUCCAGACUCUACUUUGGGACCUCAGGCUACUUCAGCCAGCACGACCUGUUUUCCUCCCGGGAGGAUGGACUGGCCUCUCCGAGAGUAGCCAGAUUUGCCACACCCUGCCCACCUACGAUCAAGGAGCUCUUUGUGGACUCUGGGCUCCUCCGCCCAAUGGUGGAGGGACAGAGCCAACAGUUUUCUGUCUCAGAAAGUCUCCUCAAAGAAGCCAUCCGUGCGAUUUUUCCCUCCCGAGAACUGGCUCGUCUUGCUCUUCAGUUUACCACCAACCCAAAGAGACUCCAGCAAAACCUUUUUGGAGGGAAAUUUUUGGUGAAUGUUGGCCAGUUUAACUUGUCUGGAGCCCUUGGCACAAGAGGCACAUUUAACUUCAGUCAGUUUUUCCAGCAACUUGGUCUUGCAAGCUUCUCAAAUGGAGGGAGACUAGAAGAUUUGUCCAAGCCACUCUCUGUGGGAUUAGGUUCAAAUACUUCUACAGAAACUCCUGAAGCCUCUAAGAAGGAUGUUGCUAUGAAUAAGCCAACUGUGGGCAGCUUUGGCUUUGAAAUUAACCUACAAGAGAACCAAAAUGCCCUCAAAUUCCUUGCUUCUCUCCUGGAGCUUCCAGAAUUCCUUCUCUUCUUGCAGCACGCUGUCUCUGUGCCAGAAGAUGUGGCAAGAGAUUUAGGUGAGGUGAUGGAAAUAGUGCUCAGCUCCCAGACCUGUGAGCAGAUACCUGAAAGGCUAUUUGUCCCAUCAUGCAUGGCAGAAGGAAGCUAUGAGGCUGUCCAGUGCUUCGCAGGAGAGUGCUGGUGUGUGGAUUCCUGGGGCAAAGAGCUUCCAGGCUCAAGAGUCAGAGGUGGACAACCGAGGUGCCCCACAGACUGUGAAAAGCAAAGGGCUCGCAUGCAAAGCCUCAUGGACAGCCAGCCUGCUGGCUCCAGCCUAUUUGUCCCUGCUUGUACUAGUGAGGGACAUUUCCUGCCUGUCCAGUGCUUCAAAGCAGAAUGCUACUGUGUUGACGCUGAAGGUCAGGCUAUUCCUGGAACUCAAAGUGCCAUGGGGAAGCCCAAGAAAUGCCCCACACCUUGUCAAUUACAGGCUGAGCAAGCUUUCCUCCGGACGGUGCAGGCCCUACUCUCUAACUCCAGCACGCUACCCACCCUUCCCGACACCUACAUCCCACAGUGCCGUGCUGACGGGUGGUGGAGACGAGUGCAAUGCGAUGGGCCCCCCGAGCAGGUCUUCCAGUGGUACCAACAAUGGGAGGCUCAGAACAAGGGCCAGGAGCUGACGCCUGCCGAGUUGCUAGUGAAGAUCAUGAACUACAGAGAAGCAGCUUCUGGAAACUUCAGUCUCUUUAUUCAAAGUCUGUAUGAGGCUGGCGAGCAAGGUGUCUUUCCGGUGCUGUCACAAUACCCUUCUCUGCAAGAUGUCCCACUCGCAGCACUGGAAGGGAACUGGCCCCAGCCCAGGGAGAAUGUCCUCCUGGAGCCCUACCUUUUCUGGCAGAUCCUAAAUGGCCAACUCAGCCGAUACCCGGGACCCUACUCAGACUUCAGCACUCCUCUUGCACACUUCGACCUUCGGAACUGCUGGUGUGUGGAUGAGGCUGGCCAAAAGCUGGAAGGAACGCUAACUGAGCCAAGCAAGCUCCCAAUAUGUCCUGGCUCCUGUGAGGAAGCGAAGCUCCGCGUACUGCAGUUCAUUAGGGAAACGGAAGAGAUUGUCUCAGCUUCUAACAGUUCUCAGUUCCCUCUGGGGGAGAGUUUCCUGGUGGCCAAGGGAAUCCGGCUGAGCAAUGAAGACCUGGGCCUUCCUCCGCUCUUCCCGCCCCGGGAGGCUUUCUCGGAGCAGUUUCUGCGUGGGGGUGAUCCUGCCAUUCGCCUGGCGGCUCAGUCUAGUGAGUGCUGUGCCCUUCAGCCUUCUCACUGCAUUCCUUUGGAAGAGCAGGAGCUUCACUUUGUCUCUCCUCAGUGA